CGUAAAAAUCUCAGAUUAAUCAGCUUCCAGGCCGAGCGGUGAGUCGGCGACGGCGGAGCAGCGGACCCGGAGCGACGACAGCGCGCUGUGCGCCGCGGGGCUGACGAUGUCCGUCGCGGGGGGCAGAGGCCGGACAUCAUGUGGCUGGUGCUGCUACUGGGGCUGGCCGCCGCCAAGCACGCUGCGCCGGUGGCCGGCGGCCGCGACCCCAACGUGGGCGUGGAGGACGCCCGCUGGGCCAUCGUCCACGACCCGCUGAGUGGCUGCUCCUGCAAGAAGGCCGCACCGGAAGGGCACGUCCUCUGCUUCGACCACGUCAGCUGCACGCGCUUCCCCAGCAACGUGACGGUGCGGACGUACUUCGGGGAGGCCGUGCUGCAGGUGCGGGCCACGAGCAUCGCGCGGCUGUCCGUCGGCGACCUGCGGCUGCUGCAGCACCUCACCGAGCUGGCCGUGGACAACAGCCGCGCCAUGGUGCGCGUGGAGCCCGGCGCGUUCCGCGGCAUGUCGCUGCUGCUCAACCUCAGCCUGUCCUUCCUCCCGCGCCUCCGGCACCUCGAGCCGGGCGCGCUGGAGGGGCUCACGGCGCUGCGCGAGCUCUACCUCAUGCGCAACGGCUUCCUCCGCCUCGGCGACGUGACGCCCGCGCUCGCCGUCCGCACCCUGCCGAGCCUCGUCGUCCUCAACCUGGACGACAACGCGCUGCGCGCGGUGGAGGCCCCGGACUUCCGACCGAUGGCCGGGACUUCCCUCGAGGUGCUGAGCCUGGCCGAGUGCGACCUGGGCGCGCUGCACCCCGAGGGGCUCGCGCCGCUGCACCGCCUCGCCGACCUGAACCUCAACGACAACCACCUGGAUGCCGGCCAGCUGGCCGCCGCCCUGGACCACCUCGGCGCACUCGGCGUGGCGCUGCAGAAGCUCGACCUCGGCUCCAUGGCGCUGAGCCUGCGCCUGCGGCCGGCGCUCCGGCCCACGUCCGCCUUCAACACUUCUGGUACCUUUGGCCUUACGGCCGGCCCAGACCCCCAGAGCGGGGUUACGACCGAGGACUCCCCUUCUUGGAUAAGCACCUCCGCCACGACGGAGGCCACAGAGGAGUCUCAGUCGCAGAUACUCGACGACCCCACGCCGCCUACCACCAGUCAAACUAGGCCAUGGGACCAGCCCGAUGGGCCCUUCCACCAGCUUCUGCAGAGCAUCGCGAGGUCAGAGGUGAAGGAGCUGGUGCUGCACGGCAACGAGGUGGCGCGCCUCCACAACGGCACCCUGCCUCGCAUGCCCGGGCUGCAGCGUUUGGACCUGAGCCACGUCGACCUGACGGAGGGCCUCCCCGGCGGGCUGUCUGCCGACGUGGUCCCGGAUCUGGAGCAGCUGGACCUCGGCGGCAACAGGCUGCCCGGUCUGUGGCCCGGCUUCCUCUCCGACCGCCUGCUCGUCCUCAACAUGACCGCCAGCGCGGCCCCCUACUUCAACCUGGCCUCGUCUGCCUUCCGCAACAUGAGCCGCCUGCGCUCGCUCGACCUGUCGUACAACCGCGUGUUCAGGCUGACCAACGUGACGUUCGCGGGGCUCGGCAGCUUGCAGGUGCUGACGUUGCGGAACUCGUCCCUCUUCAGGCUGGACGACGGCCUCUUCCUGCCCAUGGAACGCCUGGAGCGCCUGGACCUCAGCGGCAACCCGUUCCCGCUGUACCACAGCCUGCGGGCCGAACUGUUCCAAGGGCUCGGCGGGCUGCGGGUCCUGCUCCUGGCGGGCUGCAGCAUGCGCAGCCUGGCCCCGGACGCGUUCCGCCACCUGUCCUCGCUGCAGCAGCUCGACCUGCAGGACAACAACCUCCUCACCCUGGACGGCUCCUCCGCCUUCCGGCCCCUGCGCGCGCUCGAGCGCCUCGACGUGUCGCGGAACCGCAUCGGCCCAUGGCGCAGCGCUCUGUUCGACAACAACGAGCACCUGCGCGAGGUGCGCGUCGCGGGCAACCGCCUUACGUACCUCACGGCCGCCAUGCUGCAGGAGGCCGAGGGCGUGGACCUCCUGGACCUCGCCGACAACACCUUCCACUGCGGCUGCGACCUGUACCAGCCGGCCAGCGCGCGCCUGCUCACGAGCGACACUGGCGUCGUCACCCUCACGUCGAAGCUCGGUCGAUACAAGUGCCUGUCGCCGGACCGCUGGUGGAACCGCACCAUCGACGAGUUCCUGCAGUGGGCGACGGCGCACUCGGCGUGCGGGCCGGUCGACGCGGCCGCCCCGCUGUGGUGGGUGGGGCUGCUGCUGGGGCUCCUCUUCCUGCUGCUGCUGGGCUCGGCGGCCGUCACCUACCGCCUCCGCCACCACCUGCGCUACUACCUGGACACAAUCGCGGGGCGCCGCCGGGACAGCGCCCGGGAGCUGGCGGCACACGCCAACUUCCAGUACGACGCGUUCGUGUCCUACAGCAACGAGGACCAGGCCUUCGUGCACUUGAUGGUGACGACCCUGGAGAACGAGGCGCCCCACUUCCGGCUGUGCGUGUACGAGCGGGACUUCACGGUGGGCGCGGCCAUCACCGAGGCCGUGCUCAGCAGCGUGGCCUCGAGCCGGCGCGUCGUCCUGGUCGUGAGCCCCGCGUUCGCGCGCUCGCACUGGUGCGCGUGGGAGGCGCACAUCGCGCACCACCAGCGGCUGCUCGCCGAGGACGCCUUGCUCGUCGUCAGGCUGGGCGCCGUGCAGGACGCGCUGCUCACCCCGACGCUGCGCUACCUGCUCAACACCAGGAUCUACCUGGAGUGGUGCGAUACGGCGCCCGCGGACCGCCAGCGCGUCUUCUGGAGAAAGCUGCGCGCCGCGCUCGCGCCCCCAGUGGGGUCCCUGGGGCUGCUCCCCGUGCAGUAGGGCGCGUCAAAGAGCGGUGACUUUACACUCAGCUGUACGUCUUCUGGGGGGUCUACCCACCUGUGCCAUACUCCUCUCUCUGCUCUGGGACUUCCCCAUGAAAACGUGUUCCAUGCCCUUUCUCUACAGACGGCCCAAAAUCACAGUGCCAUUUUUGGCAUGAAAAGUGAGUGAUCCUCAAUUAGUGCUGAAAAUUUAGUUGUUUUUCGGGUGAUGAAGAGUCAGCGAGCGCGGUUUUUCCUGUUAGUCUGGCAGUGAAGAGGCGGCGGCGCGUGGCCCCAGGUGCUAAUUAGUCCUGCAAUCAUGCUGCUCUCACGGCCAAGCCCAGGCAAAACAUACGUUAGUGUAGAACAGAGCGAAGCAUGUUACCUGAUGCACUCUGGAAUGGAUAAAUAUUUGGGACAAGAAAAUAACAGUUUGGACUAUGGAUUACAGCAUUUAAUUUAAAUAUA
Molecule: messenger RNA, 3323 nt
Organism: Frankliniella occidentalis (western flower thrips)
Lineage: Eukaryota; Metazoa; Arthropoda; Insecta; Thysanoptera; Thripidae
Product: toll-like receptor 4
Exons: 7
Coding region: 139-2871 (910 amino acids)
Biological process (GO): inflammatory response; immune response; toll-like receptor signaling pathway
Cellular component (GO): membrane
Molecular function (GO): transmembrane signaling receptor activity; protein binding
Source: RefSeq, a predicted model, not a curated record